AUGCAACACAAUUAGCAGCCAAACAUUUUUGAAUAACCUAACUACUUUUAUUAAGAUAAGAUUUUCGUAAAGCUUCCUAAUUUGGAAGUUUUAAGAGCAGAAUUGAGAUAUGCUAGUUAAUAUCUCUCAGCACACAAGCUCUAUCACAGUGCCAAAUGGGCAAGCGAACUCUUAUUAGGAGUUACAAAGCAAUCAGAAAUAUAAGAUAGCGUUUUGCUAAAUAAUUUCAUCAUAAGCAAUAUUGAUAGCAAUUACAAGUUUGCUAAAGUUUAUUAAGAGCCCAGCGAUGAAACUUUCGAAGCCCUUUUGGUUGCUAGAAACUUAUUUGACUUGAGAGAAUUUAAAAAAUGUGCACAUAUAUUGAAAGACUAUGCAUAAAAUCCAAAAUACUAAUAAUGUAUUUUCUUAUAUUACUAUGCUCUUUAUAUGGCAGGAGAAAUUAGAAAGGAGGAGGAGAUGUUUGAAGAAGAAUAAAGUUCUAAGAGGGUUGUCAAUCCAGAAUUAAGUUUAAUUUAUCGCGACUUGGAUUAAAUGUACAAAAAGGGUGAUCUUUGUGAUGUAAAUAGGUAUUUAUAUGGAUUGGUCCUCAAAGAUUAGGAAAGAACUGAAGAAGCCCGUUAGGUAUUUUUAGGAGUUUUAAAUGAUUUUCCUUGCUUUUGGUCAGCAUGGAUAGAGCUCUGCAAAUUAAUUCAAACAGAAGAUAUAAAGUUUUUGGAUUUCAAAGAGCAUUGGAUGAAGAAUUUCUUCUACAGUAGUUUCUGCUUGGAAAAGCACAAAAGCAAUAUUUGCAUUGAAAUCAAUUAUGGAUUGCUGUGCUUUUUUAAAAAUUCAAAUUAUUUAAUAAACUAAAUAGCCCACUACUUUUACAACUCAUAAGAUUUCGAUAUUUCGCUAGAGUGGUUUGAAAAGCUUGUAGAAAUAGACCCUUUUAGAUACGAAAAUAUGGAUACCUACAGUAAUAUUCUCUAUAUUAAAGAAAACUAAGGUGAAUUAGCCAAUCUAGCCUUAAGAUGUUUCUACAAUAAUAAGUAUGCAACAGAAACAUGUUGUGUAGUAGGUAAUUAUUACUCUCUGAUGGGUGAGCACUUAAAGGCAGUUAAUUAUUUCAGAAAAGCACUUAGAUUAGAUAGAAAUUGUCUAGCUGCUUGGACACUUAUGGGACAUGAAUAUUUAGAAAUGAAGAAUAUUCCUGGUGCUAUUGAAGCUUACAGAAACGCUGUAGAAAUAGAUCCAAAAGAUUUUAGAGCUUGGUAUGGAUUAGGAUAGACUUAUGAACUUCAAUCUAUGAAUCAUUACGCUUUGUAUUAUUUCACUAGAGCAGUUAUGUCAAGACCAAAAGAUUCUCGUAUGUGGAAUGCUAUGGGUAAUUGUUAUGAAAAAUUGAAUAAGAAAAACGAAGCAACUCGUUGUUAUGAAAGAGCUGAGAAUGGCAAAGAUAAAGAAGGGAUCGCUCUUUUCUAGAUGGGUAAAUUAUAUGAUUUAAUGGGAUUCGAAGAAAGAGCUAUCCAGUGCUUUGAAGAGAAUUUAAAAAGAAAGGAUGAAGAAGAAACAGUUGACAAAGAACUAGGAGAAUGUCUUCUAAUGUUGGCUAAUCAUCAUAAGAAGAAAUUAAAUUUUGAAAAAGCCCACUUCUAUGCUAGAAGGUUGCUUGAUAUAAAUGGCGCAGAAAGGGAUGAAGCGAAUUAGAUAAUACAUGAAAUAAAUUAAAUGAUGAACUAGUAAUAGGUUUAUUAGCAAAAGCAGACACAAUAAAUUUAAUAAUAAUAAAUAUAUCAGUAAGCAGGAGGUUUUCUUCCUAAGUAUGGUUAAUAAGCAAGUGGAUUGAAAGGAUUUUCUGUUUCAUCUACUGUAUAGCAACCAAUACCUGGCUAACCUUAGAUCCCUAAUUUAAUUCUUUAGCAAUAGCAUUUGACUCCUCAGCAAUAGUAAUAAUAAUAGCUACUAUAAUAGUCAUCUUCUGCAUCAUCAGCUAAUUCUUCUCAAUAGCAAAACAAAUACAUUCCAAAUAUAACUGGAUUUAAUUUAUCAGAGUUUUGA
Molecule: messenger RNA, 2037 nt
Organism: Tetrahymena thermophila SB210
Lineage: Eukaryota; Ciliophora; Oligohymenophorea; Hymenostomatida; Tetrahymenidae
Product: anaphase promoting complex subunit 8/cdc23
Exons: 8
Biological process (GO): cell division
Cellular component (GO): anaphase-promoting complex
Molecular function (GO): protein binding
Source: RefSeq, a predicted model, not a curated record